AUGCAGCAGCAAGACAGCAGCGGGGGGGGCACUGCAGCAGCAGAGCCCCCAGCAGCAGCAGCAGCAACAGCAGCAGCAGCAGCAGCAGCAGAAGCAACAGCAGCAGGAGCUGCAGCGGAUGAGGCCUGGGCCGACUUGUGUCUCCUCCCCCCUAUAAACAUCGUUGAUGUGCUGCAGCAGCAGCAGCGCGAGCUGGAGGACAGCAGCAGCAGCAUCAUCAGCAGCAGCAGCAGCAUCAGCAGCAGCAGCAGCAACGGGGUGUAUAUACUGCUGCAUGUGGACUUGAACUGCCCCAGCCAGGGGCUGUCGCCGCAGCAGCAGCAGGAGGGGUCUUCUCCUGCAUCAGAGUCCCCAACAGAGCAGCAGCAGCAGCAGCACAGAAGCAGCAGAGCCGCCUAG
Messenger RNA from Eimeria mitis, 399 nucleotides. Its product is annotated as dynactin subunit 4, putative. The coding region runs from base 1 to 399 and encodes 132 amino acids. The transcript has 2 exons. Lineage: Eukaryota; Apicomplexa; Conoidasida; Eucoccidiorida; Eimeriidae. The record is from RefSeq and is a predicted model, not a curated record.